UAGCUUCUUCAUUAUUCUCUCUUCAAACUCAUAUCAUUCCUCUCUCUCUCUCUCUCUUUCUCCUCCUUCAAUGGAAGAAACUCUAGCCACUCCCGCCACAACCACCAGACGUUCUCUUUCACCGUCUUGCUCAGCCUCUGUGAAAUCACGCGCCGGUGGUUUCGAGCGCAGAACCAAACGUAGGUUGUCAGAGACUAACGCAAUCGCACGUGAAGACCAAGAAGAAGAAGAAGACGAAGUGAAGGAGAAGAUUGAGGCUUUGCAGAGGAUUAUUCCCGGAGGCACGACGCUUGGUGUGGACGCGCUCUUCGAAGAGACAGCUGGUUACAUUAUGUCUCUACAAUGUCAGAUCAAAACCAUUAAAGUCCUAACUUCCUUUCUCCAACGCUUAGAUCAAGAAGACAUGAAGUUCGGAGGUUGAAGAUGACUAUAAACGAUAUUGUUCUUUCUUCGUUUCCUCUAUUCCGCAAAAACCAAAAAAAAAGAAGAUAAACAAACUUUUAUCUUUUAUUUUUAUUUUUUUUCUCUGUUUUUUUUUUUAAUUUUUUUUUAAUUAUUAACAUGAUGAGUUUAUUUAGAUUUUGAUAUACGAGGAAAGAGAUCUCAGCAAUUUUUUUC
Molecule: messenger RNA, 618 nt
Organism: Capsella rubella
Lineage: Eukaryota; Viridiplantae; Streptophyta; Magnoliopsida; Brassicales; Brassicaceae
Product: transcription factor PAR1
Exons: 1
Coding region: 71-421 (116 amino acids)
Biological process (GO): regulation of DNA-templated transcription
Source: RefSeq, a predicted model, not a curated record